Molecule: messenger RNA, 2662 nt
Organism: Dermatophagoides pteronyssinus (European house dust mite)
Lineage: Eukaryota; Metazoa; Arthropoda; Arachnida; Sarcoptiformes; Pyroglyphidae
Cellular component (GO): nucleus
Source: RefSeq, a predicted model, not a curated record
UAUUUUAUCAUUAAUGAAAGCAACCACGUAAAGUAUUUUAUCCCUCCUGAAACAUUUGUUUAUUAUUAUCGAAUCGAAUUCGAAUUUAUUGCUUCAUACACACACACACACACAAUUUCACCUAUACACUCAUAGCACACCCAUUCAAAUAUAAAUAAAGACAAACACACACAAGACACAAUGGAACCCGAAGCUUGGGCUAAGGCUCGAGAAUCUUUAGCCAAAGUAAAUGGCGUAGCUACUAUUGCUUCACAAUCACCUGCUUAUCAACAGCUCCAACAAGCUUAUUAUGGUUGGUCGAAUGUUUACAAUACUCCCCCUUAUUGGAAUCAACAGGGAUCUUAUCAGCCGCAGCAAUCAUCAACUAUUUAUCCACAACAGCAAUCAUGGCCAAAUUAUUCAUAUGGAAUGGCUAAUCAAGCUGGAGCUACACAUGUUAAUACAAUGAUGAGUCAUCAGCCAAUGAUGACGCCUCAAGCACCUAUGCCACCACCACAACCAACACUUUCUACACCAACUUUACAUGCCACGCCAUUAGUAAAUAAUAAUAAUAAUAUUAAUAAUUGUCCUUAUUCAUCACCAUCAAGGCCGCCAUCAUCAACGCCAUCGAUUAGUAACACUAAUAUGAGUAAUAGUAACAAUAAUAAUUUCAUCAGGUUUAAAUUACAAAAUCCAACAAAUCAACAACAGCAGCAACAACAAAAACAAAUUCAUCAUUCAACAUCAUCAGGGUUUAGUUUUGGUGCGAAAAAUCAGAUUCAGCAUAACAAUAUGAUAUCAGAUAAUGAUAAUCAGAAUAAUAAUGAAGGAGAUAAGUCGCGAAAUUUAGGUUUAUUAGGAUCAUCAUCAAAAUCAUCACAAAAAUCAACGGAAAUGAAGUCAUCAAGCAAUGAUUUUCCACCAGAUCUACAGGAUUAUGUUAAUAGAGCAUUCGCUUUAUCGAACAAUGACCUGGAUAAAGAUCGUAUUGAAAUUAUUUUGAAAGGCAAAUUGACAUUGGCAUUAAAGAAUGGCACUCUUUAUUCGAAAGAUUGGAAAAAGGAACCAUUACCAUUGUUGAAUCAAUCGGGUGAUGGUAACAAAAAUAAAUCAUCGGCUAAUACGAAAAAUCUAUCGAAACCGUUAUCAGGGGAUUCGUAUAAAUAUAAAGGAUAUUUUUCCAGUCCGGAAAAAAGCCCAACAUUAUCAUCAUCAUCGAGUAGCAGUAACAAUGAGGAUGAUAGAUUUCAUAAUGGUUCGGGAGGUAGGCAUCAUUCUUCAUUCGAAGACAAUCGUAAUAAUUCGACGAAAUCAAUUGGUAAUAAAAAAUUGACAAAAAAUGAUAAAAAGAACAAGAAUAAAAAUAAUGAGGAUUUCAUUCCACUUAUUGAAUCAAUUAACAACAAUGGUAGUGGCAAGAAGAAUAGGCGGGGAAAAAAACGAAAAAAUCGACAACAAAUGAAUAAAAAAGGAAAAAAGAGUAAUAAGAAAUCACCAUUCUGGAAUGAUUUUGUUGAUGAUGAUGAUGGUAGUGAUGAUGAUCGUGAUAAUGACUUUGAUGAUGAUGAUGAAAAUUCAAUUACUAAACCAACAUCGUCAGAUAUAUUUAGCAAGGAAAAUGUUGCAAAACGAAAAGCUAGAUUUGAAGAUUCAAUCAAUAUUCAAUCAUCAAUCAAAACAAAUUCGUUUAAAAAGUCAAAUACUCGUGAAGUUGUUAGGUUUAAAAGUAAUCCACGUUCGUCAUCAGCAUCUUUUUCAUUUGAUUGUGAAGGUUUUGGAGAAUUUGAUCUUUCGACAAUCGAACCGAUUGUCGGUACAAAUGAUAAUCUGGAGAAACAAUAUCUAAGGUUAACACAAGCACCUGAUCCAUCGACCGUAAGGCCAUUAGAAGUGUUACGUAAGUCAUUAAAAAUGGUCAAAGAUAAAUGGCGUACCGGUCAGGAUUAUAAUUAUGUUUGUAAUCAACUGAAAUCUAUUCGCCAAGAUAUAACGGUACAAUGUAUUAGGAAUAAUUUCACUGUUGAAGUAUAUGAAACACAUGCACGUAUUGCAUUAGAAAAGGGAGAUCACGGAGAAUUUAAUCAAUGUCAAAGCCAAUUAAAAGUACUGUAUAAAGAAAAAGAAAAUGUUGGUGAUUGUCCUAAUCGUUGUGAAUUCCUUGGCUAUUUAAUUCUCUAUUAUAUUUAUUCGAAAAACGAAAGUGAUCUUCAAAAUAUUUUGCAUGAACUUGAUCGACAUGAUAAACAAGACGAGGUAAUAUCUCAUGCAUUACGUGUACGUAAUGCAUGGUCACUUAAAUUUUAUCAUCAAUUAUUUCGAUUAUAUGAUCGAGCACCAAAAAUGUCUGGCUAUCUGAUGGAUUGGUUCAUUGAAAGAGAGCGUAAAUUAGCAUUAAUGACUAUCAUCAAGUCAUAUCGUCCUACAAUUCCAUUAUCAUUUUUGCGUAAAGAAUUAUCGUUCAAUAAUGAUACCGAUUUUUCAGAAUUUAUAUCCCAAUUUGAUGUUAAAUAUCUUGAACAUCAACCGAAAAAUGCAAUGACUAAAAAAGUAGCUGAUAUUGAUGAUAGGAUAAUUGAUUGCAAAGCAUCACAAACUUCAUUGCUACAGCAACAGCGUCAAUGAUUUGCUUGCGAAAAGAUGAAUGAGGAAAAAAUGAAUUUUAAGAAACAUGGUGAAGGAUGAA